This is a messenger RNA of Penicillium manginii, 1737 nucleotides long. RefSeq lists its product as uncharacterized. Gene Ontology annotation, molecular function: DNA-binding transcription factor activity, RNA polymerase II-specific; transcription cis-regulatory region binding. Gene Ontology annotation, cellular component: nucleus. The record is from RefSeq and is a predicted model, not a curated record. Gene Ontology annotation, biological process: regulation of DNA-templated transcription. The transcript has 5 exons. NCBI's taxonomy places the organism in Eukaryota, Fungi, Ascomycota, Eurotiomycetes, Eurotiales, Aspergillaceae. Bases 1 to 1737 code for a protein of 578 amino acids.
AUGCGUAUUUCCAGAGCUGAAACAGCGAACUCGAGUUUCAGAACGAGCGAAACCCUCACCGAUAUCAUCGGUCUUCUUUCGCGCUCUGGCCAACCGCUUGGUGGCGUUCAAGCCCCCGUUAUUGCGGAGUUUGGAAUGCCUGCACAUUCUGAAAUCUUCAGCAACAGUCCACACCCAACAGUUGAAUGGAUGAGCCAACGGCACCUGGAUAAUGCACGGGUGGACGAACGCAUGGAGUUGAGCGAAAACAAUAACACCACCGAAAAUAUCCUAGAAAAUUCGCGAAAUUCAUCCACCGAUACGAAUGCCACCUGGAUCACCGACCUAGGACUCACCCCUGUCGUUAUUGAGCAUCUUCUUGACAGGUUCCGCAACAUGGCAUCCCAUUUCCCAUUUGUGCGACUCUCAUAUGCCUGCAGCGCCACAUCAAUGGCCGAAGACCGCCCAUUUUUAUUACUUGCAGCUCUUGCUGUUGCUUCUUCAAAUCAUUGUCACCUUCAAGAUGCUCUGAUUAAAAAAUUUAAAGAAUCCCUCAGUGAGCGUGUUCUCAUAGAUGGUGAGCAAGAUCUAGAUCUGCUGCAGGGAUUACUUGUCCAUAUCGCCUGGUUCCACUUCGGCUCUGUUCCGGGUAGUCAGCAAACCUACCAAUACUUACAAAUCGCAAUCAGCCUGGUAAUUGACCUUCACCUCGAUCAAGAAACUGCCGACUUGAUUGACCAGCAAAAUGAGCUGGGUGAUAUAAUAGCAAUGUCGUCGGGAAAGCCCAACAAUCUCCAAUUCCACAAAAGCAUGCUUCAAUGCGCCAUGAUAUUUGAACACCAACCCGGGUUCCAGACAGACCUCUUGAUAUACCCAGUGAUGAAAGUUAUUCAAUUUGCUGAUGAAGUCUGGGAGACCUACCGGUCAGAAGGUAUCCGUGGCCCUCGCCUUUUUCUUCACGCUGGACGAUUCACGAUGCGGUUAGAAGAAUGGUGGUCAUCUUUAUCAAUGGAUAUUCGCAACGCGGCAUUGCCGAUCAACUUUUACUAUGCAGUCAAGAUUCGAAUUGAAGAGAUGGGCUUGGUUUAUUGCUAUGGGCAGAGAAGACCUCCAUCUCCAAAAGAACAAGAAGAUCACACCAUGCUCUCCGCACCACCAAUGGUCGUCGGCAAUUUGAUCAAAUGUCUCAGUUCUACAAGAGAAUAUCUCGACUACUUUUUCACCCUUCCCAUUGCAGAUCUUAGUAGCCUGCCAUUUUCAGCAUGGUAUCAGGUUAUUUUGACAGUAUUCGUGCUAUACAGGCUGUCCGUGGGGUUGCCGGAGUUACCUGAAUGGGACGUGGAGAUUGCACAACACACUGUGGAUCUUGGGUAUUACCUUGAUACACUCUUAUCUCAUCUUCAGACUAUUAAGCCAUCGGAAGACAGGCAGAUACCCACAGAAAGCCUAUUUUCAAGGCUGCCCGAGAUUAUAGGAAGUGUUAAGUCUUCUUAUACGUCAGCAAAAGAGGACCUCGCACAGGCUCGUGAUAGUCGGGAUGCCCAUCAUAAACCUCUGGCGUCGAUUAACAAAGCCUCAUCUAUGCGAAGGCUGCACCGCUGCCCUGCAUUGCGGGAUUCAAGCCGGCCCGUCAUCCGGCCUCCAGGUCGACCCAUAAUACAAAGCGCCAUUGCCACGGAAGUCCGGAGGAUAGAAUAUGAGCACCUUUGGGGCGAUGUAUUGUUGAUGGAUGCGUUUCAUAUUCCGAUAGAUUCAUAA